AACACACAACACAUCAGGUCAGCAGUGAGGAGCAAGGCGCUAGUUAGAAUCUUUCCGAGAGCGCCGCAUUCCCUUUCGCACCCUCGCUACCCGAGGACUCAUCGCGGCUUUCCUUCCUCCAUCGCGCUGCGAAACCGGUCACAAUGCAGCUGAGCAGAGCGCUCAAGGCUUUUGUCCUGGGCCUUUCGGCGAUAUCUGUCGCCGAGGCUACAUUCAUCAAAGUUGAUGCCGGCCGCCAUGGAGCCGACAUCCAACGGAGGCAGGACGAUGACGAGAGCGCGACAUCUAAACCCGCUGUUACCAGCACCAGCGCGCCUGCAGCGGAGACGACGACAUCACGUCCUGCCGAGACAACCACAACCUCAGAAGAGACAAAACCGACUACCACUUCCACCCCGCCAGGGACCACAAGCAAAACUACGGCGGACAAUGCACCAACCUCGAAACCCACGAUAAGCGACGAGGCACCCCCCAGCACAACGUCUCCCGCCGCUGACUCAUCAACCACUGAGGCGCCGUCCUCGAGCUCCGCGGUCGGUGGCGAUGAUAACCAUGACAGCAGUAGCUCAGAGCAGCAGACAACGGUCGUUCAGACAAUCACCAAGGUCUUCACGUCGACGGCGCCCGAUGGAUCACAGAUGACUCUGACCAGCGAGACGGUCACGACGGCCACCGCGGGUCUCGCCGGCGGCAACAGCGGCGGCCAGUCCUCGGGCAUGUCAACAACGACACGCAACACGGUAAUCGGCGUGGUCGUCGGCGUCGGCGGCGCCAUCAUUCUCGGCGGUCUGGCGCUGGUCGCCUGGCGCAUCUGGGGCCGCAAGAAGCACAACGAGGAGAACGACGGCCUGAUGGACUACGGGAGCACCGCCGAGAAGCCCGAGUCGGGCGGCUCGAUGACCGGCCGCACGCCCUUCCAGAGCACCCUCGAGAGCUACCAUGCGCCAACGCCCAAUACGGCGGCGAAUUUCUAGGUUCUCACCUUCAAAUCACGAGCUCGUCAUGCCUUGCCUCACUGUCGAUAAGCCCUUCGAUUUCCCCACCUCACUCUGGGGACACUCGGAGUUCUCUUUUGUCUUUGUCCACGGAUCCGUUUCCCUCAAUCCCGCUUCUCUGCUCGGAGGAUAUUCUCAUGGCUCGCCAAAAAACAAGUCGGCUGAUUACCAUCAUGCAGACGGUAGGGACUACAAGAAGGAAUGUAGAAUAUGGCAAAAGAACCGGGGCUAUGGAGGAUG
This is a messenger RNA of Chaetomium strumarium, 1235 nucleotides long. RefSeq lists its product as uncharacterized. The record is from RefSeq and is a predicted model, not a curated record. The transcript has a single exon. Lineage: Eukaryota; Fungi; Ascomycota; Sordariomycetes; Sordariales; Chaetomiaceae. Bases 144 to 974 code for a protein of 276 amino acids.